This is a messenger RNA of Peronospora matthiolae, 1779 nucleotides long. The record is from the annotation of a GenBank genome assembly. Lineage: Eukaryota; Oomycota; Peronosporomycetes; Peronosporales; Peronosporaceae.
AUGGCGCUAGGACCAUUACCGGACGACUUCGUACUCGAGUACACUAUGUUGCACCUCAUGGAUGAGGAAACCACCGCAUCCACGCCCCCCGCGCCCCUUUCCCACGUCGACGACCUCCUCCUGACCACGUGCUCCAUCGGCGCCAGUCGCACGUCCUCGUCGUGUGCGUCCUUGGCCUGUGCGGCGGGUGGGGCCUGUUGUUCCGAAAUUAAAGUGGCGCACACGAAAGUAGGUGACCCCCAGACCCCAAACGAAGUUGCAGCGUUCUCAUUGGACGGCGAGCAAUUUCUACAACAGAUGGAACAAGUGGGUACACUCGACUGGCCUGAUGCGACUCAGACGAAUCAGAUGACGUUCGAACAUAGUGAUGGUGGAGCUAUUGAGGACCUCGAGACGCUUACGGACCUGGAGAUGGAGUCGUCGCCGUGUCCGAGCACGUGUCCGGGCUCAAUGGGCGGCCAGGUGAACGCCAUUGCGGCUGACGAGUUUGAGGUUUUUUUUUAUCAGCCAAUGGAGAUGCAGGAGAUAGAGAAGAAGAAGGAAGAAGAAGAGACUGAUGAACGAGGAGGUUUGAGGGGUUGUGGGCUUCCCCCUGCAUCGCCACUUGCACUUGAUACAACGGAGGACUCGGUGCCUGCUGGGAAGUCUGAGACAAAUUCAACGAGUUUUGGAGAAGAUGCUGGUGGUGUGCCUGACACACUGAUUGAUCAGAUGCUGGAGGAGGAAGAGGAGAUGGACGAUGAGGAGGUGAUGGAAGAUGAGAUCGACUUGCUCGGGAAAGAAGUGAAAUAUCUGGAUGCUCAGAUGGAUUUCUUGCAGUCUCGUGCCAAGUCAAGUCGCGCUCGACGCAAGAGUGUGAAACAGCGCCGCUCAAGUGGUGCUACUCCGCCGUCGGCGCUAUUGGCAAAGAGCCAAGAGGAUAAUCAGCUUUUGACCGAACUCGUUGCGCAGCAACAGGUGUAUAGAGACAAUUUCAAGGCUAUGUUGGCGUUCGCUCCAGUCGUCGACGUGCGUAUGGCUUUGAUGACUCCGAUUGAGUCGUACAUACGGCUCGGCAAGGACUUUGAUGAGAGGAGGAAGACCAUUUUGUCUCUGCGCGAAGAGAAGCUUGACAUAACGUGCAAGUUUAUCGAACAAAAGGCUGCUGGUAUCGACGUUGAUCAGCCGUACCAGUACUCGGACAUGUUUGAGAAGUUUGGUAAGCACUACUUUGUGGACUUUGCCAUCUCCAAGUACGAUGGUGUCUCCGUUUCUCAGGUUGGUCGCGCCAUUUACGAACAUAUUGCUGGAAAGGACGAGGCACUGAACAAUGCUAUGGGAAGCACAACCAUUCGCGAGUCCUUUGAUACGAUCAAGUGUAACUUUAUGCACCAGCGCAUCGUCUCGAGCAUGAAGUGGGAGGGUGAAGAUGGAGAGAAGAUGCCGGACAUGGAGUCGAACGCUAUAUUCUACAGCCGGUUCGGUGACAACUCAGCAGUCUUAGCAAUCGAUUACAUUGACCAAGACGAGCUGCACCCAUAUGACACGUCAAACUGCAUCCGCAGGGACAUAUCAAGUGGCGUAGUGCUGUCUGGUCACACGGAUGCAGACGGCAAGAAGUUUGUGGUGAUGAAGCGCUACUUGCUGGCCAAGUACCACAUGUAUCCACGCAAAGUGUCUCAGAAGCAGCAAGCUCGUUAUUUUGCCAGCAUGCCCAGGUGUGGCGAUACGAUGGAGACGCUAAUCGCUGACCGUCUUCAGCGCGACGAGACGUACAAUCCAUGCACCGAUGAGGAUUAA